Cyphellophora attinorum is the source of this 1038-nucleotide messenger RNA. RefSeq names its product Gamma-butyrobetaine dioxygenase. Lineage: Eukaryota; Fungi; Ascomycota; Eurotiomycetes; Chaetothyriales; Cyphellophoraceae. Bases 1 to 1038 code for a protein of 345 amino acids. Gene Ontology annotation, cellular component: mitochondrion. The transcript has a single exon. The record is from RefSeq and is a predicted model, not a curated record. Gene Ontology annotation, biological process: carnitine biosynthetic process. Gene Ontology annotation, molecular function: oxidoreductase activity.
AUGCAGGGCAACGUUGAUCACAAGCUCAAAGCACGUCCUGUGCACAUGUGGGAUAGUGCGAGUUACGACAUAGAGCAGCACACGCUCGCCUUCAAGGACUUUAUGGACGACAGAGGCCUCAGCGAAGCCCUCCAUCAUCUCUGGGAAACGGGACUUAUCUUUGUCAGGGAUGUGCCCCGUGAAGAGUCCAUGGUCGAAACGCUUGCUCAACGCAUCGGCGUCAUCCGCAAUACUUUCUAUGGCAGGACUUGGGACGUCCGUUCUAAGCCGCAAGCAGAGAAUGUGGCCUAUACCAAUCGACACCUAGGCUAUCACAUGGACCUCCUGUAUAUGAAGGAACCGCCAGGUAUUCAGCUGUUGCAUUGCUUGGACAACACUUGCACCGGAGGCGAAUCAUUCUUCGCCGACACCUUCACUGCGUUGUACCAUCUCGAGAGACAAAGACCCGGCAGUGUAGAGGUGUGCUCGAAGGAACCCUCAAUUCGCUACGAAUACCUCAAUGCAGCGUCUGGGCACCAUUACAUGGACACCAAAUGUCUCGCUUCAACCAAAAAUGUGGCAGCCUGUUCUCGGCUUAAGUUCUAUCACAACGAUCCAACCGAAUCCGCGUCCCCUCAUCUCAACGCCGUCGAUCGGGUGUAUUGGAGUCCUCCUUUCGUGGCAACAACGGUCCAUAAACACCCCGACCAGCGACCCUUGAAUGAUUUCACGCUCUAUAUCCAGAGAAAUUUUCGGGAGGUCAUGUCAAAUUUUAGCAAGGUUCUCGACAGCCCACAACUGCGCGUUGAGACCAGACUCGACCCGGGCACCUGUGUCAUUUUUGACAAUCUACGCAUUGUUCACGCCCGCAAGGCCUUCGACACAAGUAGUGGUUCGCGGUGGUUGCGUGGUGCGUACCUAGACUGGCAGGAUUUCUUUUCCAAGGCCACUCAAGCCAGCGAGCUCAUGCCGGAGGCCCCUUUCGUGGCCUACCGGUUUGCCAACCGGUUCCACCAAAGGAAAUCGGAAUUAGACGAAGCACCAGAAGCCAAUGUCUAG